AUGACUGGACUGGCCAUGACCAUCCCCGUCCGAACACCUGUCAGGGAGGACGACGACUUCCAUUUGCAUCUGGAGCUGUGGAACGCUUGUGGGAGUCGACUUUGCAGUUCGAAAGCACCGUAUUCGUUGACCAUAAUGUGCGACCCAGAGAUCCCUCUGCUGACCAGCAGCGAAGACGACCUUGGGCCAGUGUGGACCAGCGAGGAUGAAGAGAGCGAAGAGUCACAAACCGAAGCCAGCGACGAUGAACCCCCAUACGAAGUCCUCAACCGGGCGGAAGAGGAUCUGCCGUCAGCAGCACGACUGAAGGAGAAGCCAGAACUCGCCCAUCAUCUGCAGAAUGACAGCUCGAUCCUCACACUCGCGGUUGGCAGUCGGUAUGUCUAUGCUGGAACACAGGAUGGAGAGAUUGUGGUGUGGUCUUUAGCUUCAUUUGAGCUGGUGGCUCGCAUUCAGGCACAUACUCGUGCCGUCCUCUGUCUCUUCCUCUCUGCAGACGGUAGCCUCCUCUUCUCGAGUGCGGGCGAUGCAAUCGUUAAUGCUUGGUGCCCGGAAAACCUAAAACGACUCUAUCAUAUAUACAGUACCUACGAUGUUGGAGAUGUGUUUAGUGUUGCAUAUUCGUCACAGUUCAAGACAGUGUAUAUGGGAGCGCAGAAUACCAGCAUACAAUGGGUCAGCCUGGACGAAUCGACAACGAGACCUUCUCCAGAUCCAGAAGCCCACCCAGAUGCCCGAAUCCAUAAAUUUUUCGACUCAAUUGCCAAAGGAGGAACCUCUACGCCAAGACCUCAGAACAAUCGAACGGGAUCCAAUGAUGGCGUGGUGUUGGAGAUAGACAAGGCACACAUGAUGCAUUAUGCUCAUUUUGGAUAUGUUUAUUGUAUGCUCUUGGUUCGCGGUGUCACUCGACUGGUUGAAGCGGACGAAGAUGUACUGGUAUCCGGCGGUGGAGAUGGUACAAUCAAGAUCUGGAAGCUGUCCCACGACCAAAGUCAAGGCAUUAAGGAAGUUGCUUGUCUAGGGGAUGAUGAUGCAGAAUCUGUACUGUCCAUGGCUGUGGAUGGUUCGUUUCUGUACAGCAGCAAACUUGAGGGAGUUAUUGAGCUCUGGGAUUUGGAUACCAAGCAGAAGCUUCGGGUUAUUAGAGCACACAAAGGAGAUGUUAUGACUCUGCAGAUGGGCUGGGGACAUUUGUUUAGUGCUGGAUCCACUGGCUAUGCCAGAAAGUACAGCACUGUGCAAUAUGGCAAAUACCAGUCCUCUACCUCCUUCAGCCAAAACUACCACUGCGUCAAUCGAUGGAAAGCUCACGAAGGAAGAAUAUUAGCUUCUGCACUCACAACCUUCAAUGGACAACAAUUCUAUAUCACGGGAGCGAAUGACAAUUCGGUCUCUGUAUGGAACGUAACAGGCUGUGAUGCUGGAAAUUCUGGCAAAUCUGACGUGCCGGAGAACCAGUUGAUCAAGUCUCUUCAAGAAUUUGUGUCCUUUAAGACCAUUUCCUCUAGAGCAGAUCAUGCUGAGGAUUGUCGUCGGGGAGCUACUUUCCUUCGAACUCUGUUCAAAAAGCAUGGCGCCCAAACCGAGAUGCUGAAUACCGACAAUCGCCACAACCCCGUUGUUUAUGCCCGGUUCAAAGGGAACCCUUCAACUACGGGCGAGAGAAAGAAGAUUCUGUUCUAUGGUCAUUAUGAUGUUGUUCCUGCAGACAACAAGCAGAACAAAUGGAUAAUUGAUCCGUUUGAAAUGAAAGGCAUCAAUGGUUAUCUCUACGGCCGAGGUGUGACUGACAACAAGGGGCCUAUCAUGGCUGCUCUAUAUGGAGUAGUGGAUCUUGUCCAUGAGAAGGCACUUGAGUCCGAUAUCAUUUUCCUCAUCGAGGGCGAAGAAGAGUCUGGCUCACGAGGCUUCAAGGACGCCGUUCGACGACACAAGGAGUUAAUCGGCGAUAUUGACUACAUCGUUCUCGCCAACAGUUAUUGGCUUGAUGACGAUGUUCCAUGCUUGACCUAUGGUCUGAGGGGAGUUCUCCAUGCUACUGUCAAGGUUGACAGCAACCAUCCAGAUGUGCACAGUGGUGUUGACGGAAGUUUCAUGAUGGACGAGCCCCUUUUUGACUUAACGUCGAUCCUGGCAAAACUCAAGGGACUUCACAAUCGUGUUGAGAUUCCUGGAUUCUACGAUGAUAUCUUGCCUCUGACUGCGGUUGAAGAGGCUCGCUACGACGACAUUACAGAAACAUUGAUCCGCCGCAAUCCCGAAAAUGGACCUCCAGAGACACUGAAGGCUUCUUUGAUGGCAAGAUGGCGAGAACCUAACUUGACUGUUCAUCGUUAUAAAGUCUCAGGGCCAGAUGGUUCUCUAGUAUCAUCCCAUGCCAGCGCCGCCAUCUCGCUUCGCCUUGUUCCAAACCAAGAAGUCGAUGAUAUCAUUAAAUCGCUCACGGAAUUCCUGAAUGAUGCUUUCGCAAAGCUCGAUACCCAUAACCACCUCUCAAUUACCAUUGACAACCAAGCCGAUGCCUGGCUCGGUGAUCCAGACAAUGACAUUUUCCAAACCCUUGAGAAAGCUAUCAUGGAUGUCUGGGGGCCAAUCGGCGAGACUCGUCGGUCAAGUGUACCAGGUCCUAGACCAAGGAUCCAAGCCAAGAAACCCGCAACCCCCAGCAUGAGCCCAAGCCUGAAGCCUACACCCGCGACGACGACGACUCUAACCAACGGAAGCGACCAUACUUCCCUUGCCGCCACAACAGCAAUCGACUCCGAGACUCCACUGUCUCCCGUUUCAUUAGACGGUAACAGCACCAAGCGCAAAGGACGCAAGCCUCUCUACAUCCGUGAGGGAGGCAGUAUCCCUAGCAUUCGCUUCCUCGAGAAAGAGUUCAACGCUCCAGCGGCACACCUUCCUUGUGGUCAGGCAAGUGACUCGGCACAUUUGGAUAACGAGCGUUUGAGAGUAAGCAAUCUGUACAAAAGCCGGGAAAUCUUUAGGCAGGUGUUCAGAGAGUUGCCGCGGAAGUAG
Cadophora gregata is the source of this 3024-nucleotide messenger RNA. RefSeq lists its product as uncharacterized. Bases 1 to 3024 code for a protein of 1007 amino acids. Gene Ontology annotation, biological process: proteolysis; glutathione catabolic process. Gene Ontology annotation, molecular function: peptidase activity; protein binding. The transcript is spliced from 4 exons. NCBI's taxonomy places the organism in Eukaryota, Fungi, Ascomycota, Leotiomycetes, Helotiales, Ploettnerulaceae. The record is from RefSeq and is a predicted model, not a curated record.